AGCUGCUUCUUUAGCCAUAAACCCCGCUAGCAAGUUAGCUAUUUUAUUUCUUUAUUAAAUUUUUUUUAAACCGUACAUUUUGUGUGUUUUGGUUUGUUUAUAAAUAAUUAUCCAAUAAUUAUGUGUUUGUUACUUGGUGCGACCGGCGUCGGAAAAACUCUGCUCCUGAAACGCCUGCAAAAUAUCCUUACUCGGCUAGCUAGCCGCAAUGAGCUACAGCUGGGUCAGAAGGGUGAACCUGCAGAUGUAGGAGAACCUCCAGCUACCCUGCCCACGGUGGGCACCAACCUGACUGAUUUGACCCUGAGGAAGAAAAGAGUGACUGUGAGAGAGCUAGGAGGCUGCAUGGGUCCCAUCUGGCCCAGCUACUUUAGGGACUGCACAUCUGUGAUUUUUAUGAUAGACUCAGCCAACAUCACACAGAUUUCCUCCUCCUGCAUCCAGCUGCUGGGUGUUCUCUCAGCUACACCACUCCGGUCCGCCUCUGUGCUCGUGCUGUUUAACAAGAGUGACCUUCCCUGUACCAUGUCCCUAAAGGAAAUGAAAUCACUCUUCAGAAUAGAUGACAUCAUUGCCUCUGCUCCCCAGUCGAUCACAGUUUUGGAGCUCAGUGCUCGCUCUGGAAAGGGCCUUCAGGAAGUGCUACACUGGCUGGACUCGACUCAACCUGACUGACCUGAAUGAUAUGAAUAUCUGAUCAUGGAAGAUAUUGACACAUAGAGCCUAACAGUACGUAAUAAUGCAAACAUCAGUGCUAGGAUCACAACCUGGUCAGCUUCAUCAAACUGGGCUAAAAAUGCAAGGGAGAUGAUAAAAUCAGCUCAACUGUUACAUGAGUUCACACUUUUGUGGUCGAUGAUUUGAUAUGAAAAGGCGAAUUUCAGUCUCGCUAUGGAAGCGGUAAUGAUACUUGUCAGUUUUCUAGAAAUUCUCACAUCUGCUCUUUAGCAUGAAAAAAAAAAUACUUGACAUCCUUAGUAAAUGCCCGGUCAUGGCUGCGGUGGUAUAAAUGAUGCUACGAGUUUGUGUAUAUUUUAGAAAAUGCAAAUAAGUGUAAUUAGAAUUCAUCAGACGGGUGUAAACGGUUAAAGUACUUGGGUAAGUGGAGAUAAAACACACUUCUGUGCAUCCCAAAAGUGAUGAGAUUGAGGAAAUGUCUCUUAGUCUUCUAAUUCAAGCGAAGAGAAAAUUGUAUGCCACUUUAUCCAAAGACGUCCAACAGAAUUGUAUGCCUCCAACUUUUGUCAGAGCACCAGAUAUGUCUGGAAAAGUUUGGUGUCCCAAUACUUUUGUCGAUAUAGUGUAUUUGAAGUAAUAAACAAAUACAGGUGCAGAUUAUUCUGUUAUCUGACCAGAUUCUGGUUUUGCAUAAUAUUGGUGUUCUGGUCAAAUAAAAAAAAAUUAAAAGAAGAGUAUUUUCUGACUAAUGUAAGUAAUGAAACUAUGAAACACAACCAUGAAGCAAAAUAAUCAUAAGCGAGAUGCAUUUUCAUUCCUAUAUUUGGUGAGAAAUCUUUUCUAUUUCCAGAAGUCUCUUAUUCACACAUUCUGUUAGUAAAUCACUCCACAGUAAAUUCAUUCCCUUCAUGAAGUGUGUUCACUUAGCAGCCAAUUUAAAAGACAGGUUUAAAAAAACCUCAAAAAACAGACAGACAGACAAACAUGUCUUGGUCUGGUGUUAAAUAUCUGGCACACUGAUCAGACUUGCUUGACUGGGAGAGCUUCAUUAUCAGGAUGGCUAGCUUCCAUGCUAUUCUGCUCAUUGAGAUCAGUCAUCCAGAAUGAAUAAUACAGAAGAAAAGUGGAACAGGAAGUCCCCAGGGUGUAUGGAACACUACAGGAAGGGUUACUAAAGCAGGCCUAGAGAGUUGUAAAGUCACUGGACAUUAUGGAGUAGGCUGAAGUUUUGUCUGAAAGUAGAUCAUGUUCCAAUACA
Silurus meridionalis is the source of this 1936-nucleotide messenger RNA. RefSeq names its product ADP-ribosylation factor-like protein 16. The coding region runs from base 121 to 675 and encodes 184 amino acids. The transcript is spliced from 5 exons. Gene Ontology annotation, molecular function: GTP binding; GTPase activity. The record is from RefSeq and is a predicted model, not a curated record. Lineage: Eukaryota; Metazoa; Chordata; Actinopteri; Siluriformes; Siluridae.